UAUGUGUGCUUCUUCACAAGGUUAUGGAAUUAGAAUCAAAGCUAAAUGAAGCAAAAGAAGAAUUUACAUCGGGGGGACCUCUUGGUCAGAAACGAGACCCAAAAGAAUGGAUUCCCCGUCCACCAGAAAAAUAUGCAUUGAGUGGUCAUAGGAGUCCAGUCACUAGAGUCAUUUUCCAUCCUGUGUUCAGUGUUAUGGUCUCUGCUUCAGAAGAUGCUACAAUUAAGGUGUGGGAUUAUGAGACUGGAGAUUUUGAACGAACUCUUAAGGGGCAUACAGACUCUGUACAGGAUAUUUCAUUUGACCACAGUGGCAAACUUCUGGCUUCCUGUUCUGCAGAUAUGACCAUUAAAUUAUGGGAUUUUCAGGGCUUUGAGUGCAUCAGAACCAUGCAUGGUCAUGAUCACAAUGUUUCUUCAGUAGCCAUCAUGCCCAAUGGAGAUCACAUAGUGUCUGCCUCAAGGGACAAAACUAUAAAAAUGUGGGAAGUGCAAACUGGCUACUGUGUGAAGACAUUCACAGGGCACAGAGAGUGGGUACGUAUGGUACGGCCAAACCAGGAUGGCACUCUGAUAGCCAGCUGUUCCAAUGACCAGACUGUACGUGUAUGGGUUGUAGCAACAAAGGAAUGCAAGGCUGAGCUUCGAGAACAUGAGCAUGUGGUAGAAUGCAUUUCCUGGGCACCAGAAAGUUCAUACUCUUCCAUCUCUGAAGCAACAGGAUCUGAGACUAAAAAAAGUGGCAAACCUGGACCCUUCUUACUGUCUGGAUCCAGAGACAAGACCAUUAAAAUGUGGGAUGUCAGUACGGGCAUGUGCCUUAUGACUCUUGUGGGUCAUGAUAACUGGGUACGUGGAGUUCUGUUCCAUUCUGGGGGGAAGUUUAUUUUGAGUUGUGCUGAUGACAAGACCCUACGUGUUUGGGAUUACAAGAACAAGCGAUGCAUGAAGACUCUCAAUGCGCAUGAACACUUUGUUACCUCCUUGGAUUUCCAUAAGACAGCCCCAUAUGUGGUUACUGGCAGUGUAGAUCAAACAGUAAAGGUGUGGGAGUGCCGUUGAUGGAGUCUCAUUUGGCCCUUCCUCCCUUUCUUCCUCUGGAUGCACUCUGAUGAUACCAUGGUUACCCCAUUGAGCUCCGUUUAAAUAAAUAUUGUCCUUUCAUGUAAAUUAUUCUGGAUGUAGAUUGAGCUUAUUAAAUGUUACACACAAAGUAUUCAUGCAUGGUGAAUCCAAAUUGUAUACUGUAAAUUUACAUACGUUGUCUAGAAGUACCAUAGGGUUAAAAACCUGGGCUGGCAUUGGUCACACCAGGCCUGAGAAGGCAGAAGUUGAAUAAAUUGGAGUAGGGCACUAAACUGAAUAGUUGACAGUGUCAUUUUAUGUUGGAUUAUUAAUUCCUGUUUUGUUUUUGUUUUCCUUUUUUCUUUCUGCUAUCUGUUGGUGCCUGACUUGAAGGCCUCAUUUGGGGGAAAGUGGUGGGUAUUAGGGCUUUUUUCUGAUAUGUGUAUCUAUGUAACAUCACUUAAGUGUGCUUAAUAAAUCUUCUUUAAUGAUGAUAGAGAAUAAGGCUAACAAUUCAAAAUCUUCUGAACCAUCUAUGUAAUUAAUGGGGAUUACAAGUUGGGAUUUUUGUCAUGACACAUUUGCCAAAUCAAUAAGAUAUGUUUUGGCAGCCUGUGAAGGAGAGGCUAGUGGUAUAUUUAUGAAAGAAAAUUAUUGUCAGUCUCAAAUAAGAAAAAUCUCAGCAGCUAAUAGAAAAUUCUUUGUUUCGUUUGGGUAUCGAUGCUUUGUAAACAUAUUUUAAAACACUGUAAUAUUCUAAGCUUCUAUUUUCUACACUAGACACACUUGUAGUUGUAUUCUCCAUUUAUUAGACUAUAUAGUGAUGUGAAUUCCAAGUAAAAUUUAAUCUUUCCAUCAGGUGUGUCAUGGUACAAAUCACUAUUUUUUUUAUGUCUUUUAGGGAUGUGCAAUGUGCAUUACAUGACAGAAAUAUGGAAAAGGUUAUGUUUGCCCAUUUUAUGAGAAUGGGAGAAAUACAACAAUUUUUUUUCUAAAUGAAUCUGGUAUCAAUUUGAACUGUGUUUUAACUUACAAGUCUAAAUAAGACAGGGUUUAAUGGAGCGUGCACAAAAAUGUACUGUUUUCACCUUUUGUUUAUAUAUAAAUGUUAAUAAGUAUAUGGGCCUACCUAUAAGUGGAUAAGUCUCUGUGUGUGUAUAUAUAUAUAUCACACAUUCAACCUCCAUGUUCUGGGUUCUGGGUUUUUGAGAAGUGCUAAAACAUUUAAGUAGCAUAAAUCUUGCUGUGGAAUACUAAGCUUUAGAAGAAACCCUUUUUGAUCCAUAACACUUUUGAAAACUAGGUCUGACUGGGAAGUUUUCCCAGCAAAAGAAAAAUCACUUUUACCCCCCACCCCUCCUACACUUCCCAGUCUGACUUUUGGGAAUUUACAUAUCCCUAAUAUAUUGUAUAUUGUGUUCCAGAGUUACUACAAGUAGAUUAAAGAUUAUUUUCUAAUCUAUGACUUUGGAAACAAUAUCCCAUUAUAGAUUAUUAAUAAAUAAUUCCAUUACUUUGCUAAUAGACAAGUUAUUUUUAAGAAGGUCAUUUCAAAAGUUAACAGUGAAAUAAAGAUAGGUUAACAAAUUAUUCUGAAUUCCAUUUUAUUCAUUUGUGUAAUAUGUGAUUUUUAAAAAUGUCCUUUUAGUGUUUAAUGGACAUUUGACUCCUGAAAAAGACAAAGGGUUAAUGUCCUGUAGAUACACACACACACACACACACACACACACACACACACAGAGUAGGUCGUAUAUUCCCUAGAAACAGCUUUAUAUCUAGCUUGUAUGUAUCUUUUUGUUUGCUUGCUUGUUUUUAAUAAUUCCUGAGAUAUGUCUCUGGAAGAAAAAGUGUUCUGAGAACUAAUGGCUAUAUUUUAAGGACAAAAAUUACAACUUCAGCUAAUUCCUUAAAUAUAGUAGAAUAACUUUCAGGACAAUAUUGCCUCACAACCCUGCUCACAUUGAGAAGUCUUUUUGUGUUUUCCCUUAGCUGUUCUGACUGGAUUUUUCUACAAAAGCUAUGGAAAAUAUCUUUGUUCUCAUUUGCUGCUAUUUUCCUGUUCUGUUUUAAGAAACAAAUACAUAGAAAUGGUGCAUCUUAACAUUUGUUUGUACAUGUAUAAGUGUCUUGUAUUUUAACUCAUUUUUGGCAUGUAGCAACACAAAUUGUUUAAGGGUAAGCCACAACAUCGAGAAAUCACUCAGAUCUGAACAAUAAAGAAAAAAUGGUACCGAUUUAGGAGGAAACAAAGCUGCUAUCCCUUGGGUUUUUCCCCCUGCAGCAUACAAUGACUUUCAUUGACAAAGGAGAGACUAUUACUCUGUAGACUAUAAAAAGUGAUCCUUACUUGGGAGAUUGCCACAGCCUGCUGCUUAGUUACCAGAUAUCCUCCAUUUAAGAAGCAGCAAACAUUGAAUCUCAGGGAAGGUCCUUAACUGGAUCCACAUGUAACAAACCCUGUUUGAAUAAUAAAGGGGGUGGGGGACAGUGACCCAUCCGUGAUCUAGAAUCAGAUUUGCAGAGGUUUCCUGCACCGUUGUUUGACACUGCCCUGUUGAUGCCCUUUUCUUCCUGUUUCCUCUGUUUUCUCUGUCUGCUGUCUGACCCUGUGCCUUGCCUGGGAUAUGUACAAUGAUGAGGUUACUGGUUUGGAUUGUUAAGUAGAGAAAUUUAUUAAUUGGUUUAGAGGUUCACUGCUGCUUUGUCACUUUCUCAGUCAAAUUGGCCACUUAAAUCAAUUAAAAGCUGGUAGAAUGCAUCUUCAGAUGAUUACUGACUUUGUGUGUGUGUAAAACAGACAUUCCAGUGCCACCCUAUGUAAUGUGCCCAAGAAGUCCUAGCUGCACUCUUGAAAGUGCAAGCCAUGGAAACUGGUUCACUUGGAGAAUAGUUGCUUUUUGACAUGGCAUCUUGCACUUUAGGAGACUAAGACCGUCCUGUUUUGUCUAUGUGUGGUGUGACCAAUGGUGUGCCCAGUGCACUGCUCUAGAAAUCAUUAGUGUUAGCAAGUCGCCCAGGCCGCGGAGCACUCGCUGUAGUCUUUGGAAGCUUUGGCUUUAGAUCACCAAGCCCAGUCUCCUCAUUGUCAGUGCCCUGCUCUCCUGUUUGCCUCUUUCUGUUUCUAUGUGAACUUCCAGGAAAUAAUCACUCCUUAAAUAGUUUUUUAAAUGUACUUUUAGAAAACUAUUUAAAGAUGAAGAAUGUUUUGUUGGCAGUGGUGGCUUGAUAAUCCUUAAGCAACUGAAGGUAAAAUUGUGGGAUUGAAGGGACAGGCACUUAAAAUGGUUGCUCUUUCUGCCCAGCUGUAAAUAAGUCCAAUGUGUUAAUUAAUCUAGAUGAUGCAAAGAGGAAUCUCUGGUAGAGAAGCGACAUGACAUGUACAAAAUUGGUGGAAAAGAUCGUUUUUUCUUUCCCAGUAGGGUGGGGGGAGGGCAGAUGGGAUUUACAAGUCAUGACUGGACUGAACUGGCCUUUUUAUCUUUCCACUGUAUCAUGUAAGUAGCUGCUUUCUUGUCCUGCCUAUCCUUCAGGCAUCCCUAAAGCUCACUCUGAAGAUGAUAGAGACAAACAUAAGAUUUGGGAGUUAGAAGUUGAUCCUGACACCACAGACAUGAAGGCAAGCAUUGAUUUCAAAUGAACGCUGCAGAGGUGGUGACUGGAGAAACAGUUCCCCAGACUGUACGAGUUAACUGAAGAUAUUGACAGUUUUUAAAAAUCAGUAAAAGGAAUGUAUAUAAUAUUGCUCUUGUGUUUUACAGUAAGAUUUGUUGCUCUCAGACUGUGUAAAACAAAAUUUAUUCAUGUUUUCUGCAUAUUAAAAAUCUUAUUGUACCAAUUGGUAAACUAUUAAAUGCCUAUAAAACUA
Molecule: messenger RNA, 4929 nt
Organism: Erinaceus europaeus (western European hedgehog)
Lineage: Eukaryota; Metazoa; Chordata; Mammalia; Eulipotyphla; Erinaceidae
Gene: PAFAH1B1
Product: platelet activating factor acetylhydrolase 1b regulatory subunit 1
Exons: 7
Coding region: 24-1061 (345 amino acids)
Molecular function (GO): protein binding
Source: RefSeq, a predicted model, not a curated record